Messenger RNA from Gossypium raimondii (Peruvian cotton), 1173 nucleotides. RefSeq lists its product as uncharacterized. The transcript has 6 exons. NCBI's taxonomy places the organism in Eukaryota, Viridiplantae, Streptophyta, Magnoliopsida, Malvales, Malvaceae. Bases 1 to 1173 code for a protein of 390 amino acids. The record is from RefSeq and is a predicted model, not a curated record.
AUGAACAUUGAAGCAAAUUUUGGAUAUUCAGAACAUGUCGAUUGGAUCAACAAGAAGCUCACACCAUCUUUCUCCCGAUUCGGUAGACUUUUUAUUGUUUCUGAGGACUCUUCUGUUGGGGAUAUCAUAACAGUGAGGGAAUUUUUGGAUGUUUUUCCUAAGGAGUUACCAAGUUUACCUCGGAAUCGAAAAGUUAAGUUCGACAUUGAGCUUCUACUGGGUACAGCUCCGGGGGCACCGAUUCUGUUUGUGAAGAAAAAGGAUGGUACCAUGAGGAUGCGCAUCAACCACUCACAGUUGAAUAAACUGAUUGUGAAGAAUAAGUACCCAUUUCUGAGGAUCAACUUUUUGUUUGAUCAGUUAUGGGUAUUACGAGUUCCUAGUUACGCCAUUUGGUUUGACGAAUGCUCCGGCUGCAUCCAUGGAUCUGAUGAACCGGGGCACGUGGUUUCUACUGAAGAGAUCCGAGUUGAUCCUAGAAAUAUUGAGGUUGUGCUUGAUUGGAAACAACCUAAGAAUGUAUCUGUGAUCCCUCCUUUAACUAAGCUUCCGCAUAAAAAUGUUCCUUUUGUCUGGACUGAUGCGCAACAAUCGAGCUUUGGAAAGCUCAAGUUUGUUCUGACUCAGGCUCCUGUUUUGAUACAAACUGAAUCUGGUCCUGAGCUGGUUUUCGAGACUAAAGAUAAGGUUAGACUGAUUCGGGAUCGUCUGAAGGCGGCUUCUGAUAGACAUAAGUCUUAUGCAGUUUUGAAAAGGAGAGAUAUCGAGUACGCUGUGGGUGACUUCAUAUUCCUUAAAGUAUCUUCGUGGAAGAAAGUUCUGAGGUUCGAUCGUAAGGGUAAGUUGAUCCCUAGGUUCAUUAGGCCGUAUCAGAUUCUGAAGCGUGUGGGACCGAUCGCUUAUCAGUUAGAGCUACCUCCAGAGUUAGAUCGUAUCCAUAAUGUGUUUCACGUCUUGAUGUUAAAGUUGUAUCGGUCUGAUCCAUCUCACGUUGUUUCUAUUGAGGAGAUCGAGGUUAGAUCGAACUUGACUUUUGAGGAUGAGCCAGUUCAGAUUUUGGAUCGAGAUAUCAAGGUUCUGAAGAGGACGUCCAUACUGUUAGUGAAGGUUCCGUGGCAGAAUCAUGGCAUUGAGGAAGCCACAUGGGAACCUAAGGACUUGAUGCAUCAGUAG